This is a messenger RNA of Schistosoma margrebowiei, 5150 nucleotides long. The record is from the annotation of a GenBank genome assembly. NCBI's taxonomy places the organism in Eukaryota, Metazoa, Platyhelminthes, Trematoda, Strigeidida, Schistosomatidae.
CGUGCUUUUAAGUGCGCGAGAUUUGGAAUUAUCAAAUGUCCAGCAAAGUCGUUAAUCCGAAAACAAAAAGAAGUAGAUAUCCUCGAACAGUUGUCCAGAAGUUGAAGUCUGUCGGGCAAGCUAUUGAACCUAAUUUACCAGUAAAUGGUGUCUCGGGUGCUGAUAAACCAUCUUCAAACAAUGCAUACUGUUCUCAUUGGUCUCAUGAUGACCUAAUUUCGGGUGUCAGAAAUGGAACACUUCUAUCAGGUAACCUUCGUAUCAAUCCGAAAAGCUUCGAAGAUGGAUACGUAAAGCACCCGGUAAAUGAAAUUAUUGAGUUUAUUAAAAUAUGAAGGCUGGUGAUGCUGAUGUAUAUAUCUCAACUUUAGCAUCCAGAAACCGAGCACUACCAAAUGAUAUCGUUGCUGUCAUGCUGGAACCAAAGCGUAACUGGAGGGUAUUUGAUUCUUUUAUCGAUGAAGCCAUGAGAGAAAUCGGGGAUUCAGAUCAGAAGAAGAAACUUAGAUAUGUUACUUUGGAACAGUUUCUGAAGAUUCAACCUAUGGGGUUAGAGCAACUCAUAGGAAGUUGUCUUGCAGAAGAGAUUGCACAGGAUCUAGAUUCACCUUCAGAUCCUAUUGAUUCCUCCUCAAGUGAGCAAGAUGUGAAAAGUCACAAAGCUUGGUGGGCGAUUAUACAAAGGACUGGCCAUGUUGUUGGAAUCCUUCAAUCGAUACAUUCCCGUGCUUUCAUAGGAAAUCUUCAAAUUCCUAGUAAUUUCCAAACCCCGAAAAAAGUAUCUCCGAAAGGUGAUCAGAAUAAUAGCCAAUCAGAGGCUAUACGUACAGAUCCAGUUCUGUCCAAUUGGAGGAAUGCUGUGCUCAUACCUACGGAUACACGCCUACCACGAGUCUUCAUACCUCGUGAAGCUUGUCCGGAAGGAUUCCUGAAAAAUCCCGAAACCUACAAAAACGUUCGUUUCAUUGGUCGUAUCACUGAAUGGCUUGAUUCGAAUAUGUUCCCGAAAGGGGAGUUGUUACGAGAAUUGUCUUGUGACUCUUCCACUCUGAUUCAGGAUGAAACGGAUAGGAUUUUAGUUGGGGCAGGAUUUAUUUGGGGUGUGGAUGCAGCUUUCCAGUUUCCUGAUAUUGUCACUGAAUCAGUUCGUAAGUCUGUUGAUGACGUGAAUGCUAUUCGUGAGAAGGAUUUUAUUUUCCGUAAAGAUUUUCGAAAACAUUGUGUUUUUACGAUUGAUCCCAGUACCGCUAGAGAUCUUGAUGAUGCUUUGCAUAUUAGACAGUUGGAACCGAGUGAAAUAGAAAAAUUAGAAUGCAGUGGUUAUCAAAACGCAUUUUACGAGGUUGGUGUACACAUAGCUGACGUUUCAUAUUUUGUGAAACCAGACAGUCCAGUUGAUAAGGAAGCGGCGUCCAGAGCAACUUCUAUAUAUUUAGUGCAACUGUGCGUGCCUAUGCUUCCGCGUCUACUCUGUGAAGAACAAUGCAGUCUUAAUCCAGGAGAAGAUAAGUUAGCGUUUUCUGUGGUAUUCAUUGUAACUGAGGAUGCCAAGAUUUUAACAACAUGGUUUGGUCGUACAUUUAUUCGUUCUUGUUGUAAACUCAGUUAUGAAGAUGCUCAGGAAUUUAUUGAUCACCCUGAUAGGGACUGGUCGUCCAAUGAAUUUGUCAAGGUAGAUCAACCAUAUACCGUAAUGGAUAUUUGUAAAAAUGUCUUGAAGUUAAACGAUCUGGCUACUAAAAUGCGUAAAAGUCGUUUUCACUCUGGAGCGCUUCGCUUAGAUCAAGUAAAGUCUACCUUUUCUCUUAAUAACGAAAACGGACUACCAUUGGGUAUAGCCCCUUACAUUUCGAAGCAGAGUAAUUGGCUUAUUGAAGAAUGGAUGUUAGCAGCAAACAAAUCAGUUGCUGAACGCUUAGCUAAAUACUUACCCGACUCAGCUUUUUUGAGACGACAUCCACCACCAUCUGUAAAACAGCUGACCGAAGUUUCGUCUAGUCUAAAUGUUGCUGGGAUAAAUAUUAAUAUUGAUUCUGCCGGUUCAAUACAGGAUUCAAUUUGCCGUGAAGCAGGUUGUAAUGUUGAAGUUGGAUAUCACUACUCAGAUGCCCUUGUCAAAUUGUGUGAUGAUUUUAUGUCCAAUGUUUUGAUUCAUGAUGGGGAUUUAAUAGAAGAAAUGCAAAAAGUGGACCUCAACUCAGUUGUUCAAAAGGAGAAGUUACCACUCAAAACUCUCGAACAUGAAGCACGACUUCUUGUUACAGUUGCUUUAUUGACUAAAACAAUGAAUUUGGCUGUCUACUUCUGUUUAGGUCUACUACCAUCCGAGUUAUCGCCUUCACAUUAUGCUUUAAAUAUGCAAUUGUACACACAUUUCACUUCUCCUAUUCGUCGUUACGCAGAUGUUAUUGUUCACCGGCAAUUGUCAUCUACUUUGGCCAAAGAAGAAAGUGAUCCUGAAAAAGCAGAUUGGUAUUUAAGUACAGCCUUUCCAAAAGAAAUGACGCCAGUCGAAUUGCAACAACAAGCUGAGGUUUGCAAUUCUAAAAAAUUGUCUGCCCGACUUGCUGGGGAAGAAAGUGCUGAAUUAUUCUUUGUUCUGUUUGUCAAGGAAACAGGUCCAUUUAACGAAGUAUGCGCCGUAACAUCUGUGCUCGAUCGUUCAUUUGACGUUCUUAUCCUUUCUUGCGGUCUCACUAAAAGAGUUUAUUUACAGAAUCUAAAUUUGAAAAGUUAUGAAUUUGUUCCUUCCAAAACCGCUAUGGGAAAAGUCGUGGAGAGUGGAAAACUCUGUCUUCUGUGGAAUAGUGAUUUAUUAGAAAAUUCCAAUAUAAAGGGUUCGGAUUCUGCAGAUUGUAUUCAAAAUAUUACUGUUGGUUCGAAAACUACAUUAUCAAGUUGUGAUUGCUUUUAUAUGGAAAUUAAAGUUUUUGAUGUUGUCCGGUGUCGCGUUUCAGUUGAUUCUUGCAGUUCAAUAGACGAUGCCAGUCAAGGUGGUCGUCAAAAUACCUUAUUGCCAAAAUUACGUGUUACACUGCUACGGUCAACAUGUAAAGAAUGUCACGUUGUUUAGUUAACUAAAUAACUUUCAUUAAUGAAGAAUUGGACAAAUUGUACAAUGUUGUAAUAUAUGUAUAACUAAAUGCUACCUUUCUACAUUUGUGAAAAUAAUUUGUUUUUGUUUAUAGACAUCCUUUUGUUUACUAAUAAGCUUUGAUGUUACGGUUGUACUAUUAGUAUAUUAUUAUUGUUAAAUAUAUUUUGUGGUUUAUAAGUUAGGUCCCUCAUCGAUUUUGUAAAUUUGAAUUCUUGAAUGUUCUUUUAUUGAGUACAAGUAAAUAUGUAUGAAUACGACAGAUUAGCUGGUCGAUAAAAUACUGUAGUGAAUAAUCGCUAGGUGAUUUCAAACUGAGUGCAGUAGGUUUGUAAAAAUGGCCAUACAUGUAGCAGUGGAACUAUCAAAGCUAUUAUCCCAUGCUUCAUAUAUCUCUCUGCAGCUGAUUAUUUUUAGGACUUUCAACCAGUAGUGCGCACUAUUAUAAAUACUUCAGCUAAACAGACAAAGUGGCGUUGCUAGAACUUGAGAAAUACGUGUGAUUCAUAGUCUAUUACUGACGUUUUUAGUGGCUUGAGCAGUUUGGUAGUAAACUGUAAUCAGUUUAUAUAAGGUGUUUUUGUCUAGCUUUAAAACCAAAACAUUAUUUAUUUAUUUUAACACAUAGAUAUUGGUACAAGGAGGCACCAAAUACAUAUGCGCCACACAAAUCUCAUUCGAUAUGUGUGAGGGCUGUGAUACUGCCCGGGUGCCCAAACCGAAGCAGGUGAUUUUAUUAAAAGGCCACACCCCGAGCCUUCGACCUGUAGGUCUGAUCCACAAGGCAGUGGAGCAUCGUAAAGAGAUGCAGUCCCAUGGAAGCCGGUCACCAACAAUUGGUUCAUAUGCCAUUUGUUCCCGCAGGAUGCUGGAGCCCAUGUGCACCAUUGAUUUUGUUUGGAAUGAGGUUAAAGCGCCGGACAUUCGCUUUUCGUCCUCUCAUUUUCGUAAACAACACCACCGCCAUGAGAAGGCAGUGAGUAGGACUUCCCUGGCAGAGGCUAUAUCCGCGAGGCCACGUGAGAGCAUUUCGAGAGGGAGAGCGGACUCACCCCACUCUCGGCUGUACCAGGGCAUUUGGGGGCAAGACAUGCUUAAAGUCAAUACUUAUAUGGCUAAAUCUUGUCUCCACAUGAGUCAAUGCGUAUUCAUUUCAGGUUCGAUGUUGACUAUCACUGAUAUUUAAGUGUAAACUUUGUUCGUGUUUCCACAACCGCGUGUACAGCCACUGCCAGGGAAGUCCUGCUCAUUGUCUUCUCGCGGCAGGGAUAUUGUUUACGAAGUCGAGAGGACGAAAAUCUAAUUUUCGGCUCUUUAACCGGGUUGAUGGAUGAGGAGGAUCCAUCUAGCGGAGUUGGGAAAAAUCCUGAUUCCAAAUCAAUAUUUCAUAUAUGCUCCAGAAUCUUGUGGGCAUAAAUGGCAUAUGAACCUAUUGUUGGUCACUGACUACUAUGGGACUGCAUCUUCUAACGUUACUCCACUGCCUUAGACCUUUAGGUCAAUGGCUCAAGGAGUGGUCUCCUAAGAAAACCAUUUGCUCCAGUUUGCGAUCCCGGGCAGCAUCCUAGUUCUCACAGAAAUCAAGUGAUUUCUGAGGCUCAUAUCUAUUUGGUGCAUCCUUGUACCAAUGUUUAUGAGUUUAAAUAAAUAUUAAAAUGUCUUAUAUACGCACGUAAAAGCGGAACACGACGUAGCUAAUGCUGUAACUUUUGCUUUAGAAAUAUUUUGUAUUAUAUAGCACUGCAUAAGUUUUUUAACGCUGCAUUGGUGAUCACUUUUGUUCAUUAUUGGUGUUCUGAAAAUUCUGAUUGUUGAAGAAAAUGUUGCUUAUAACUUGUAGUAAUUUUUUAUUCACAUUGGCUAUUCAGUUAUAUUAGUCAUUUGAUUUUUCUGAAUAUAUUAAACAUGAUUGUUUUUUGACAAUGUUAAUUUUGUCCGACGUUUAUACAGUUAAACUAUCGUUUGAACUGAGCAAGGACAACAACUUUUGUCAUUCAAAUUAUACAUUUAUAUUUCAAUUCUUUUGCUUUCGUUUUCGAUUUACUUUAUAUUCGUC